AAAACAUCUGUUUCAUUUUUCAUUUUAUUUUCUCACUCUCUCUCUCUCGUUUAGAAAAAAAAAACUGACUUGGAUAUGUCAUUUGUACGUAGCAAAAACCAAAAAGAAAAAGGCAAGAAAAAAAUAGAUAGAAUCGAAUAAAAAAGAAGCAAAAACAUUGAGAGGUACGUCAAACUCUAAUUAGGGCAUAAAGUCUUGUCGGAGACAGGAGCCAUGGGAAGAAGAAAAGUGCAGAUCAAGCGGAUCGAGAACAAGAGCAGUCGACAAGUCACUUUCUGCAAACGACGCAAUGGUCUCAUUGAGAAAGCUAGACAGCUUUCUGUUCUCUGUGAAUCUUCCGUCGCUGUUCUCGUCGUCUCCGCCAUAGGAAAACUCUACAACUCAUCCUCCGGUGACAACAUGUCCAAGAUCAUCGAUCGUUAUAAGAUACAACAAGCUGAUGACCUUCAAACCUUGGAGAAGUUGCUGAUGGAAGAGAACCUGGUUCUAGCUAGCAAAGUAACAGAGAUUUGGAAGCAGACGUUCCUAGUAACACGGGAUGAGACAUUAAUGUUACCGGAAUAUAGCUUCGGUGACAAUACACCGGAGACUCUCUCGCUGCUCAAGUAACCAUCAUCAUCAACGGCUCUGAGUUUUCACCUUAACUCAAAGCCUAAUUCAGAAUUAGAAAUAAAGAAAUUUGUAAUAUCUGCAUAAUCGCAAACCUUUUUAUUUUCCUCUAGUCUCGAAGUCAAGGCAAAACAAACAAACAAACGGGGAGCUCUCUUUUUUCUGAAAUUAAAGAGCUGUAUAACUAAGAUGAAUGAAUCGAUAUUUGUUGUACCUUCGUAGACAAGAUCAGAGUUCAUGUGUUUGUGUCUUGUCUGAAAGCAGGGCCGGGACGGAUCUAAAGAUUUUGCUUUUCCUUAAGCGUGAAGAACCCUAGAGCUUAUUUAUUCUCUUUUUUCCUUAGGUAGGUUCUUUAUUACUUGUCUAACGUUACGUGGCAAAACUACACUACAUAUAUCAUGUUUUGUUUUUUUUUUGUCAACAACAUUACAGACUUAUAUAGACUCUGUAAACCUGCACACUAUGUUAUGUAGUGUAGUUUUCGUUAUUUUAGUUCGAGUAAAAUCAUACGAUAUAAUUUGUCCCUUUUGCAAGUUAUUAAUUCAGACUUUGAGGAGCUCCACCUAAGUCCAGUUUCAGCCUGGCUAGGCCCUUGUUUUAUAUAUAUGGCCAAUCAUAAAAGUAACACUUUUCUCAAAAUUAGAUUUCUUUUUUUUUUAUAGGAUAUUUUUAAAGUAUUAUGUAUUUUUAUCAUGUUUUUGUUAUUUUUUUAUUAAAACACAGCCUUACAAUCUUUAUGAAAGGAGAUUACAAGUCCAAAUAAGAUAACCAAAAUCCGAAAACAUAAAAUAAGCCGGCGAUUAAAAGAAUAAUAAUCCCAUAAACCGGCGAUUGAAUGAUGAUCAAACCUGGAGCCAAAGCAACUAUAACGAUCACUUCUAAAGCCUUGAACAAAGUAUAAAAUUGCCAAUGAAGAUUGGGAUAGAGCAAAUAAGUGAGUUGCAUUCAUAAGCAAAGGAUUGUGAUCACUGGCAGAGAGCCAGAGACAAUCCAAAAUUUCCAAUCUAUUGAAGCUUCACAAACUUGAAAUCACACAAACCCGAGUCAGAACUAAAAAUGACAACUCAACGUCAAAGAUAAAGCUUGGAAACGUAAGAAGAAGAAAAAACACAACUGACUACAAACCCUAAAUGAGACUCAGUUUCAAUUAAAAAAAAAACAAAUC
Molecule: messenger RNA, 1774 nt
Organism: Brassica napus (rape)
Lineage: Eukaryota; Viridiplantae; Streptophyta; Magnoliopsida; Brassicales; Brassicaceae
Product: agamous-like MADS-box protein AGL31
Exons: 4
Coding region: 214-609 (131 amino acids)
Biological process (GO): positive regulation of transcription by RNA polymerase II
Molecular function (GO): RNA polymerase II cis-regulatory region sequence-specific DNA binding; DNA-binding transcription factor activity, RNA polymerase II-specific; protein dimerization activity
Source: RefSeq, a predicted model, not a curated record